Molecule: messenger RNA, 942 nt
Organism: Lobosporangium transversale
Lineage: Eukaryota; Fungi; Mortierellomycota; Mortierellomycetes; Mortierellales; Mortierellaceae
Exons: 5
Coding region: 1-942 (313 amino acids)
Source: RefSeq, a predicted model, not a curated record
AUGACUGUGCGCGUAAAGCUUAUGGGGAGCUUGGGUGGGAAAGGGGCAGGUCUAAGGGUAUAUUCAACAAGAGCUAUAACCCUGUCGGUGAUGCGGCUUUUUUCAGAGGUCUACUCUCUGACGCCUGUCCACCUUUUCACUCAAAAUAAAUGCUUGCGCUCUCACAUUGUAAUCCUCCAUAUACCUGCUCCAAUCUAUGCCUCCUCGAGGCUCAGGCCAAAGGCUUUGAAGGUCAUGGGUACAAUUAACGCCUUGGAGAUACGGACUUUGAGUUUCUCACCAUCCUUCUGUCGGGCUAAUGUUCAGAGCUGCUCUCCAAAGCGAGAAUCAAACCAGUACUUCAAUCCUGAAGCAGGGCAAAGUUUGAGUCGAAUGUCAUUUGAGACUUGCCAACGUGGUCGUUCAGCUGUGCACCAUGUGCGAUUAGCAAUUGCGGCGGAGAAUAAGACCGUUUUUGCCACAAUAUCGACAGGAAUUAGAUCUGCUAUAACAGACUAUAGGGUUGUAGUGAAACAUUCUAUAUUCCUUGACUUUGAUGAUCACCACGUUUCAAAGCUUUUUUGCUAUCUGCUGACUAUUUACCCCGCAGCCGAUUCAUUAUUGAACUUGAUCCGGGGCGCAGGAUAUUAUUACUUUGCUGGUUGCACCGACACUUUAGGGAUUGGUUCCCGCUUACCUGGUUACUAUCCUAAGCUACAAGAAGCCAGACUCUUAGCCAUCUUGGAGAGUGCUUUCCUUUGUCACCAUCGAAAAGGCUCUCCAAGAUGUUGUCCGGAGCACACCACGUGGAGGUGGUCUGGCAUAUCGUGCUCCGUUGCAGGGAGACUCUCACGAUUUGAAAUGGGAAUAAUACUCUGCCUUCAAGACCCGCAAGGAAAAUCUGUCCGCAAACAACUAGAGCAUGAGCUGCAUUACUCUCGAGCUGCUUACUCUUGUUGGUAA